Molecule: messenger RNA, 1959 nt
Organism: Closterium sp. Naga37s-1
Lineage: Eukaryota; Viridiplantae; Streptophyta; Zygnematophyceae; Desmidiales; Closteriaceae
Source: the annotation of a GenBank genome assembly
AUGUUUGGAGGGGCUUCUCUGCUGCAGUGCACGCCACAUGUUUGGAGGGGCUUCUCUGCUGCAGUGCACGCCACAUGUUUGAGGGGCUUCUCUGCUGCAGUGCACGCCACAUGUUUGGAGGGGCUUCUCUGCUGCAGUGCACGCCACAUGUUUGGAGGGGCUUCUCUGCUGCAUUGCACGCCACAUGUUUGGAGGGGCUUCUCUGCUGCAGUGCACGCCACAUGUUUGGAGGGGCUUCUCUGCUGCAUUGCACGCCACAUGUUUGGAGGGGCUUCUCUGCUGCAUUGCACGCCACAUGUUUGGAGGGGCUUCUCUGCUGCAGUGCACGCCACAUGUUUGGAGGGGCUUCUCUGCUGCAGUGCACGCCACAUGUUUGGAGGGGCUUCUCUGCUGCAGUGCACGCCACAUGUUUGGAGGGGCUUCUCUGCUGCAGUGCACGCCACAUGUUUGGAGGGGCUUCUCUGCUGCAUUGCACGCCACAUGUUUGGAGGGGCUUCUCUGCUGCAUUGCACGCCACAUGUUUGGAGGGGCUUCUCUGCUGCAGUGCACGCCACAUGUUUGGAGGGGCUUCUCUGCUGCAGUGCACGCCACAUGUUUGGAGGGGCUUCUCUGCUGCAGUGCACGCCACAUGUUUGGAGGGGCUUCUCUGCUGCAGUGCAGCGACACUGCAUUGCAUUGAACGUUGCCGCUCGUCCUCCUGCCCCCGCUCACCCCCAACCCGUUGCGCCCGCAGGUGCUGGGCGUAUGGAAGGCUGCGAGCCACAUGCUGAAGCACUUCAAGAAGUGGGCACGCCCCUGACGUUGAGGCCAGGCCACUCAGAGGUGGUGUACGAGCCGCUGGGCGUGGUGCUCAUCAUCGCGCCCUGGAACUUCCCCUUCCUGCUGAGUCUGGAGCCGCUGGUAGGAGCGCUGGCAGCGGGCAACGCGGUGGUGCUGAAGCCCUCAGAGCACUCCCCCGCCUCCUCGCACCUGCUCUCGCGCCUCCUGCCCCUCUACCUCGACUCGCAGGCCGUGCAGGUGGUGGAGGGCGGGCCAGAGACAGGCAAGGCACUGCUGGGGCGGCGGUGGGAUAAGAUCUUUUUCACGGGCGGCACUGCGCUGGGGCGCAUUGUGAUGGAGGCGGCCAGUAAGCAUCUGACACCUGUCACUCUGGAGCUGGGCGGCAAGAAUCCACUGUUCAUCGACGAGUCUGCUGACCUGGAGAUCUCAGCGAAGCGGAUCGUAUCGGGCAAGUGCACGAACGCGGGGCAGGUGUGCCUCGUGCCCGACUAUAUCCUUGCCUCCAAGGACGUGGCUGCGAGACUGCUGCCCCAUCUCAAGGCGGCCAUCGAGCAGUUCUACGGCACCAACCCCGCUCUCUGCCCUGACCUCGCCCGCAUCAUCAACGCCUCUCAUGUGCUCCGCCUGCUGAAGCUGCUCCAGCACCCUGCUACAGCCUCCUGUGUCGUGCACGGGGGGCAGAGCGAUGUUGAGUCGAGGUACUUUGCACCAACGCUGCUGCUCAACGUGCCCUGGGAUGCCCCCAUCAUGCAGUCCGAGGUCUUUGGACCCAUCCUGGCCAUCCAAACUGUGUCGGGAAUCGACGAGGCCAUUGACAUCAUCAACGCGCGCCCCAAGCCGCUGGUGGUGAUGGUGUUCUCGUCCCGGGAGGACACGAGGCAGCGCUUCCUCAAGGAGACCAGCUCGGGGGCUGUCGUGGCCAACGAGCUCAUCCUGCAGGCGGGCAACAUGGAGCUACCAUUCGGGGGAGUGGGGGACAGCGGCAUGGGGCGGUACAAGGGGCGCUGGUCCAUGGACUGCUUCAGCCACUGCAAGGCCGCCUACACCAAACCCCUCUCUAGGGACCUGGCGGCACGCUUCCCUCCCAGCACACAGCGCGGAGAGAUGAUUGUGAAGGCGGUGAUCAAAGGGGCGUACUGGACGCUGCUGCUGCUGCUGCUGGGGCUCAAGAAGCAUUAG